Messenger RNA from Colletotrichum spaethianum, 891 nucleotides. RefSeq lists its product as uncharacterized. The record is from RefSeq and is a predicted model, not a curated record. The transcript has a single exon. The coding region runs from base 1 to 891 and encodes 296 amino acids. NCBI's taxonomy places the organism in Eukaryota, Fungi, Ascomycota, Sordariomycetes, Glomerellales, Glomerellaceae.
AUGGGAUACUCUGAAGUCUGUUGCCAUUUAUGCGGCGUCAGCUUCAAUAUCGGACGUCUACGCACCCCUGAAGAAGUUCAAAACCCACCCGCUUUGUCACCUGACCUGCUUCUCGACUUGGCACGAUACACCGAAAUCGCCCUUUACAGCUCGAACCGAUGCCGUCGUAUGGACGGUUGCAUGAUUCUCAAGGAUAUAUCACUCAAGAUCCCGACCGAAAACGCAGAAGAAUACGAAGGAGAACACCUUCCAGGCCUAAAUUGCAUUCACGGGGGAGGCUACCAGGGCCGUUCCAUCUCUGUGCAGGAGAUGCACGGCUGCUGUACCGUACAAUGCCUCAUGCCCAAGCUCAGCUAUUGGCAGCCCGAAAUCGACGAUCAAGAAUUCGAGAAAACUGAGGAUUUCUUCCUAACUGGUCUCUCCGAUUUUAUGCCUUCGAGGGACGCUGACUAUCCCACUAUGUUUCCUGUGCGCCACAAAUGCCAAAGACCCCUCACAGAUAACUUUUUCUGGUCUGCGGAUGAGGAGCGUAUGACGGGAAUGCCGUUCCAUCCUGCCUGUCUAGAGCUUUACAAGCGUGCUUCGUUGCACAGGUCUGGGAAAGUCGACGUUCAAGGCUUGAUGGACUGGUUCUGCCUUGAGGCAAAAUACGAGAUUUACAAGUCCUUCCCACGUUCCGAAGCCGUCAAACGAGCAGAAGGGCAGUGGUGGGUGCACAGGGAAGGGGAUGAGCACCUUGCAGCCAACCCGUGCUUUGUGCCCAGUCUGCAGAAAAUCUUGAGGAUUCGCACAAGGAACUUGGCCGAUGAUGAAGACUGGUGCUGCAACGUCUAUGGUGUUGAGGCCACAGCCUCUUUCUCAUCCAAAGCAAAUGAAAAGUUUGCCGAGUAA